Spodoptera exigua (beet armyworm) is the source of this 1327-nucleotide messenger RNA. Lineage: Eukaryota; Metazoa; Arthropoda; Insecta; Lepidoptera; Noctuidae. The record is from the annotation of a GenBank genome assembly.
CACAUGACGGAUGACGUGACGACCAUUUGACAGAAAAAACGUUAUCAAGUGAAGAAAUUAAAUCGCAGCUUUUGAUAAGAAUUAUUUUGAAAAAAAUGAAUUAAGUAUGACCAUCUCUAACUCUUUUUAUUUAUCUUUCCACAAAAAUGAUAAGAUUUUAUUGCAAAUGCUGUGCAUAUAACUAAAAAACCAAUGACACAAGUUGAUUGAGUGUGCACUAGCCUUACAGUUUUAAAAUAUCAAACAACCUUGAGAUCGAGUAAACAUUUCAAACAACUUACAUAAUAUAAUUCCGACUACACAAUCAUGAGUGCCAUGAGGAUAGGCGCGCGCGCUUUAACUACGCAUUUGCUGUCAAAAGGCCAGACCGGCAACAGCAUACCUAGCCAAAGAAAUAUAUCAACAACAAAUAUCAACAAUAUGAAAUUCGUCCAAUUUACCUAUAAAGAUGACCCGAAGCAAAUUCGAGCCGGAUAUUUAGAUGGAGAAUGUGUAGUCGAUAUUAAUAAAAUUGAUUCAAAUGUGCCCCAUACUAUGUUGGGUUUGUUGAACUAUGAACACAUCAACAAGGUUUUUGGAUACCCAACUUUGAAACCAAAAAGUGUGCCGCUCUCGGACGUCACAUUGAAAGCACCAAUCCACGGCGUGGACAAGAUCCUAUGUGUAGCCCUGAACUACGCGGAUCACUGCAAGGAACAGAACUUAUCAGAGCCUAAAAUACCGAUAAUCUUCAGCAAAUUCGCCAGCACAAUUAUUGGGCCUAACGAAGCUGUGAAGAUCAGGACUCAUAUUUCAAAGAAAGUCGACUGGGAAGUGGAAUUGGCUGUGAUUAUUGGCAAAACUGCGUCGUCAGUAAAAGCUGCAGACGCGUACAAAUACAUAUUCGGGUACACGGUCGCUCAGGAUAUCAGCGGACGAGACUGGCAGAAGGAAGCCAACGGUGGACAAUUUUUAUUGGGAAAGUCUCAAGAUACAUUCUGUCCGAUUGGGCCCUGCAUUGUAUCAGCCGAUGAGAUCGGCGAUCCACAUACUUUGGACAUCAAAUGCUCCGUGAACAAUGAAAAGAAACAAAACAGCAACACUUGCCAACUGAUCCAUAAGAUACCUGAUGUCAUUGAAAGGAUUAGCUCUAUAAUGACGCUGCUCCCAGGUGAUAUUAUCCUCACUGGCACGCCCGGUGGAGUGGGAAUGCACCGCAAGCCCCCAGAAUUCCUUAAGCCCGGCGACACUAUCACCAGUGAAAUUGAAAAGAUUGGAACCUUAGUUGUCUCUGUCGAAGAACAUAACCAAUGUUAAUCUUUAUAAACUGAUGUACGGUCAAAAUAAA